UCUAUGGGUAACAGGGUUGACGUGUUAUGCUCGACCCGCUCAGUUUUCCACCACAAAAUACCAGAAAAUUGCAAAAAAGCGUAGAACCAGCUCACCUGCUAUUACUCUAUGAUUUGACUAUUAGAUGUUCAAUGUUUCUUUUUUUAAAUAUAUUUUAAAAGGAAUAGUUUUCACCAUAUUAAAAUGAGAGUGCAGUUCACAUAACAGGGUGACAUUAAAACAAGGGAGAGAAAUCAAUAAUAAUCUUCAGAAAUGACUAUGUCAAAGCAACAAAAUAACUAGGGCUUUACAUUGAUGGUGAAACUUGGAGAAAUUUUGUGAUUAAGUGGGUUAAAAAAAACUUCCCCGAARUGACUCAGGGUUGACAGGGGGACAAACYAAAAUGCAGAUUUUUGGCACUUUGGCAAGUCUUUAUUCAUAUUAAAAAUCUGAUUUUUGGAGCGGCCUUUUGUAUCCCCCUAAUUAAAAAAUGUAAUCUUUAAGUCAGUCUGUUGCCAUAUUUAUUUGUUAUUUUAUUUAACCUUUAUUUAACUAGGCAAGUCAGUUAAGAACAAAUUCUUAUUUACAAUGACGGUCCAAAUGUGGAAUCCAUACCCUUGCCGAUAUCACGGACAGUAAUGGUUUGAGAACAUUCCAAGAUUUGAAAGAUACAUACACAUUACCAGGCAACUCCUUUUUUCUAUAUWUACAACUUAGUACCUGAACCCCCCUCCCCAUGUGGUCUGUAUAAAUGGGAAGUACAUUUAAUAUAACAGCCUUUUCAAAUUCAAUAUUGGUGAACAAUUUCRACCUAAAAUAUCAAAGGGAUGCAAAAGGAACUCAUUUUGUGGAACGACCCUAUUAAGGAAACGUAUAGGUUCCUCCUAUACCUACAGUAUCCCCACCAUCAAAUAACACAGAUUCAAUGUACAGGAGCCAUUUAGUGGCCCAGCACUUCCCCGCGCAACGCACCCACAGAACCCYAGGCCUAUCUCACUGAUGAUAGUGUUAUGGGGCUGCAGGGGCUAUUUAUAGCCAGCCCUGUGACUGUGAGUACGCUGGCCAUUCUAGGUGGAUUCCAGUGGUAUGCUCAGCUCCAGUACAACCCAACCAGCACCUGCUGCUAGAGCUAACUGCCACGCCGUCRUUUCAGCUCCCACUGGGCCUGGACCACAUAGCCCCAGGCCAAACCUCAGGAGGAGAGGAAAGAAGGUCAGACAGUCAUCCAUUUAUUUUGGUUGGCCUGGUGAUUUGUUUUUCUAUUUCUUGUUACAUUUGAGAUCUCUUGACAUUUAAAGGCGUAUGGUUCUUUUGUUUCAGGUUUUGUUGGAGGGGGAUUUGACUGGAGUGGUGGGUGAUGUGUGAAGAKUUUUCUCCAGGCUGGGCUUUAGGAUCUGGUCAGAGGGCUCAGGCUGACAUGACAUGAGGGGGGCCUCCUUCUAGUUCACAUGAAGGUUCUGGAUACAAAGAAACGUUGACUGAAUCAAGCUUUGAACCCUGAAGAACUAUUAAGAGUGUGACUUAGAAGUAAGACAGCAUCCUACACUGCAUUUAAAAUAGAGCACUGUGGCAGUAGAGAGAUGUCAGAAAAACCUCUCCAUGUGAUAUCAUUGACGAGGAGGAGGAGGAUAGGACGUUGGCGCCAACUGAUGACGUCAGUGAUUCGACAAGUUCCUACUGCACUGCCCUAUGUUCACUAAGUGAUUUUGGCGAGGUGGAAGAACCAAAUGACAAACCRUGUCCUGAGCCCCAACCUCUAGUCUCAGCCCCACUAACACCACCUUUACCUCAAGUUGGUGAUGCUCCUCUACUGCUUGAGCCCUGUAUAACCAACCUGACAGAGGAGGGAAAGAGUACAGACGGGUCAGGUGAAACAUCAGAUAAAACUUCUGCAUCCAAAAAACGGGAUACCUUAAGUAGCACUGUCGCUGGCGCCCUCACUGAUACUGACACCAAUGAGGGGCCCUGAUCCUCUCAACCCAUAUUCACCUCUAAGACUAUUUUGAUCAGACCAAAAGUAAACCAAUACAACCAGGACAGGGGACGAGAACACUUUGGCAGAAAGCCAAAUGAGGAUUCCACAACAUAUGGUAGAAAGCAGGAAAAGGGUCCCAGUAUCUGUGGUACUGAAAGUAAACUCCUUAGCAGCCCCCCCUUGGAUGGUGGUCAGGAGGAUGAGGGGGAGGGGCUGGGGCUGAACUGCAUGGGGGCCAGSAAGAGAGAGGAGCAGACUGAGCUGUCACUCAGAGCCAGGAAUAGAAAAGCGCCUGCAAGCUGCAUCUCGACACUCACAGUCGGCGAGCUGCAGUCAGGAAUCCCGGCGUGUUGUUAUUCAGARUGUUCCCUCGCAACCGGGCAGCAACACCAACGGCAGAGACCUCCCGCAUCCCAGAGCUUGCCAACGGACAGCCAUCAAGACACCUGGAGAUUCAGUCCGCUCCCUCAGAAACGCUGUAGAAGCACCUGGCGGCUCCAAGGGGUUCUACAACACAGCGGUGAGCCAUCCACCAUGUCCACCAAGUUCUAUAAGGCAGACAGAGACCUGGCCUUCAGCAAACACUACUGCCCCCAGGCAGACUAUUUGGAUGUCUACAACUCCAGCUGUAGGUCCUUGACCCAGCCGUCUACAGUCAGCGACUGGUCAGAAGAUGAAAUCUCCCUCCAGCAGUCCUCGGUUGUCUCAGCUAACAUCCAAAGCACAACAGCAUGCUCAGAAACCGGCAGCUUCGAAUGCAUUGACGUGGCUAUGGAAAACCAGGGUGAGGUGUACAGAGGGGGAACAAAAACUGUUCCCAAGAGGCAAAUCCAACUGAAGAGACGUAACACGGCGGAAUCACAAGACAGCGAUAAGGGAGAGGUGACAAACGAAGCCCAAUGUACACCCAGUACAGCCAGCCACCGCAGGGACGUGUUCAUGCGUCAGCACAGCACCCCGGCAACCUUCCGCCAGGAGUCACAUGGGAUGGAGUCGGAGAACAGGACAGCUCAGGCCGAGCGAAAGCAGAGGCUCCAGAAGUCGAUGUCCCUGGACGAGACCUCCACAAAAACCAAAAUGGCCUCAUGUAUCAUCAAGAGUGUCCUGUCAAAGAAGAUGCAGUGUGAGCUGAAUCUACAAAACUCUGAAGUGAACGAGGGAGCCUUCGCGCCUCUAGAGGUCCAGAAUAACGGUAAGAACUGUCACCAGAGCCCUCUGGCAGCCAAAGAGAUCAACACAACUGAUAUGAGCUCUGUUGAUUCACAUAGACAGAGUCACUCUAUCCAAUACCAUCAGGUUGCGAGCACUAACACACACCAAAAGUCGCUUUACAAACAGAACUCCAUUUCACUCGUGAGCAGCUUUGGAGGGUCUGAGUUUCAGAGCACCAGCACUAAGAGGGCUGAAAUAGCCUCCACUCUGGAGAGUGAGGAAAUAGAAAGGCAAAACCCCAGGGAUGGGGCUCUGCCGUACGCUAACCGGAGCCCAGGGGACAGACUAUCUUGUGACUCAGCAAAGGGCAAAACGCGGAGCACAUGUGCUGGUUCAAGCAGAUCUGGAGGCAAACAGGCUCCGGUGAAAAACACACCAGAGGAAUGCAACAGGGGGCAAGGGGUCCAUAAACAACAGAACCCCCUGCCUAAGGGGCUACAGAGGACUGAUGCACUCUGGGGCAGUCAAGUCAGUCAGCAGCCACUAAUUCCUGAAGGUGUAUCAGGAAAAGCGAUAGAGACGGGGGACAGGGGAGAAGUCAAGUUUGUGGGACAGUCUGGGAACAUGGGGACACAGGGGAUAUUUAAAGCCAAGGCCCCAGUACAUGUGGUGAGGGAUGUGAGGAGGCUGGUGAAAAAUACCUACAACCUGUCUUUCAAAAACGCAGGGGACACCGUUUUGGGACAAGAGGACAGUCUCCUGUCCUUCUAUCAGCAGUCUGCGUAUGAUCAGGUCAGCCACAGAGAGGCCUGCGGGGUCAGAGCACCCGGGCCUCAUGAAAAGCUGUUUGUGAAGAAAGUGUUCCCAUCGGCACCUCUGAAGGUCGUGGAUACAGCUUCACUUUACACCACCCCCAAGGGAUAUGUAACCAAAGCCACAGCUCUCCACGAAUCACAAGACAGAAUUCCUAACACUGGAUUUACAAAUAUCACACCCCAAAGCCUUGCAAAAUCUAUUGAGAAAAGAGGCAGCCGACCCAAUAUCAACCAGUCUGAUAACCUGGGUAGUAAUGCCAAUACAAGUUCAAAAUACCCAAACAGAGCAGAGAUGCUUCGGCCGACCUGGUCUUCAGUGGAGCCCCCCAGUAAGUCUAAUCAGCAAUGGUCUGAAAGAACAGGCACCACCAAUGAGAAACAGAAAUCCCCACAAGCAACUGCCACAAAUAGUUUGACUUUAGUUCCAACAUAUUACUCAUCAGCAGCACACGUGUACCAGCCAGAACAGUAUCAGCCCUCAGUUACAACGUGUUCCAGUGCCAAGGACAGCAGCCAAAACCAGGGCCCUCCUCCCAGAUCCCAGGGUCAAACUACGCUCACUUGCACACCUUCCCCUGCCUGUGUACAGCUCAACACCACUGGGACUCCACAGCCACUGAUGUCUCCCUUCUUCCAUACACCAAACCCAAUGAACUACCAGACAAUUCAAACCCACGUUGGAAAGAUGACUUUCAUUCAGGCCCCUGUCCUGAUGCAGCCUCCCCCUCAAAACCAGCCAGUCCAACUGCUGAGGGGAGAAAAAUUCUCACCCCCACAGCCAGCAGGGAAUGGAGAAAACAAAAUGCCCUCCCCAGACACACAACAACAGCAGUACCUGUGCAGCACACAGGGUUUCAUGGCCCCGUUCAGCACAGAGUACAGGCAGGGCGGUGCAGGCUUAGCAUAUCCUGAGAUAGCUGGAGGUCAGGUUUACGGACAGGGCCCCCGACACAUGCUGAUGGACCCGGAGACGGGGAGAUGUUUCUACGUCGACGUUCCCCAACUUCCACCUCAGCGCAAGAUGCUGUUUGAUCCAGAGACCUGCCAGUACGUGGAAGUGCUGCUGCCACAGCAGACGGUGCCUACAGCAGUCCUGCCGCCGGCGUGUGCCAUGCCCUACCACUCACUGCAAUUCCCAGCCAUGUACCCUCCCAAGUGCUUCUCUGUUCAGGCUCAUCCACAGGAGAUGCCUCACACCUGGCUGUAAGACUGCUGCCUACC
This is a messenger RNA of Salvelinus sp. IW2-2015, 5142 nucleotides long. NCBI's taxonomy places the organism in Eukaryota, Metazoa, Chordata, Actinopteri, Salmoniformes, Salmonidae. The record is from RefSeq and is a predicted model, not a curated record.